Balaenoptera acutorostrata (minke whale) is the source of this 1359-nucleotide messenger RNA. RefSeq names its product leucine--tRNA ligase, cytoplasmic-like. Gene Ontology annotation, molecular function: leucine-tRNA ligase activity; ATP binding. The record is from RefSeq and is a predicted model, not a curated record. Gene Ontology annotation, biological process: leucyl-tRNA aminoacylation. NCBI's taxonomy places the organism in Eukaryota, Metazoa, Chordata, Mammalia, Artiodactyla, Balaenopteridae.
GGCAACUUCCUCACUUUGACCCAAGCGCUUGACAAAUAUUCAGCCGAUGGAAUGUGCUUGGCUCUAGCUGAUGCUGGUGACACUGUUGAAGAUGCUAACUUUAUGGAAACCAUGGCAGAUGCAGGUAUUCUCCGUCUGUACACCUGGGUGGAAUGGGUGAAAGAAAUGGUUGCCAACUGGGAUAGCCUAAGAAGUGGUCCUACCAACAGCUUCAAUGAUAGAGUUUUUGCCAGUGAAAUGAAUGCAGGCAUUAUAAAAACAGAUCAAAACUAUGGAAAGAUGAUGUUUAAAGAAGCUUUGAAAACAGUUUUUGAGUUUCAGGCUGCGAAAGAUAAUUACCAUGAAUUGGCCAUAGAAGGGAUGCACCAAGACCUUGUGUUCUGGUUUAUUGAAGUUCAGACACUUCUCUUGGCUCCAUUCUGUCCUCAUUUGUGUGAGCACACCUGGACACUCCUGGGAAAGCCCAACUCAGUUAUGAAUGCUUCAUGGCCUCUGGCAGGUCCUGUGGAUGAAAGCUUGAUAUGCUCCUCACAGUAUCUCAUGGAAGUAGCACAUGACCUUAGACUGCGACUCAAGAACUAUAUGAUACCAGCUAAAGGGAAGAAGACUGACAAGCAGCCCCCUCAGAAGCCUUCACAUUGCACCAUCUAUGUGGCAAAGAACUAUCCAUCUUGGCAACAUAUCACCCUGUCAGUUCUACGUAAUCACUUUGAGACCAACAGUGGAAAAUUGCCUGAUAACAAAGAUGCUAAUGAACUAGGCAAUUUGCCAGAAUUGAAGAAAUACAUGAAGAAAGUGAUGCCAUUUGUCACCAUGAUUAAGGAAAAUCUGGAGAAGAUGGGACCUCGUGUUCUGGAUUUGCAAUUAGAAUUUGAAGAACAGGCAGUGCUCAUGGAGAAUAUAGUCUAUCUGACCAAUUCCCUUGAGCUAGAACACACAGAAGUCAAGUGUGCCUCUAAAGCAGAUAAAGUCAGGGAAGACUGCUGUUCUGGGAAACCACUUAAUGUUUUUAGAACAGAACCUGGUGUAUCAGUUUCCCUAGUGAAUUCUCAGCCAUUCAAUGGCCACUUCUCAACCAAAAUUGAAAUCAGGCAAGGAGAUAACCGUGAUUCUAUAAUCCGGCGUUUAAUGAAAGUGGACCGAGGAAUCAAAGACCUUUCCAAAGUGAAACUGAUGAGAUUUGACGAUCCACUGUUGGGGCCUUGGCAAGUUCCUGUCCUGGGAAAAGAGCAUGCUGAGGAGACCCCCAUUUCUGAGCAUGCUGUUUUCCACGUGGACCCCACGAGCAAGAAAAUUCAUCUUAUUGAAAAUGGGCUACGGGCAGAUAUUGGUGAUACAAUGAUCAAUCUGGUUCAUUAA